AUGCCACAAAACAUCCUCAUCCUCGGCGCCGGAGAACUAGGCAUCUGCGUUCUCGAAGCCCUAUCCCACCAUUCCAACCAGCAGCACCGGGUAUCCGUCCUGGUCCGUCAAGCAACCCUCGACUCAGCCGCCCCGGAUAAAAGAAAGCUCGUCCAGCGUAUCCGGGCUCUCAACGCCGGGACCGAAGGUGCUGAUGUUGUAGCCGCCAGCGUGGAAGAUCUAGCAGCCAUCUUUAAAAAGUACGAUGUCGUCGUGUCUUGCAACGGUAUGGGCUUGCCGUCAGGUACGCAGGUCAAGCUUCUGGAUGCUGUUGUUGCGGCGGGUGUGAAGCGUUUCUUUCCGUGGCAGUUUGGUAUGGACUACGAUAUUAUUGGGCGGGGAAGCUCACAGGAUUUAUUCGAUGAGCAAUUGAGUGUCAGAAACAAGCUGCGAGCGCAAGAUAGCGUGGACUGGACAAUUGUGUCUACGGGGUUAUUCAUGAGUUUUUUAUUCCUCGCCGACUUUGGCGUUGUGGAUUUAUCUCAAAAGAUUGUUCGCGCGCUGGGAAGUUGGGAGAAUGAGAUUAGUCUCACCACGCCUCAAGACAUCGGUCGUGUCACAGCUGAUAUAAUCCUCGAUCCGCGCGGUAUUGCGAGACAAGUUGUUUACACAGCUGGCGAUACUAUUUCAUACGGACGUCUGGCAGAUUUACUAGAUGAGCGUUUUAAAACGGAGUUUAAGCGUGAGUUGUGGGAUUUGGAGCUGUUGAAGAAGCAGAUGGAGGAUGAGCCGAGUGUGAUGGUCAAGUAUCGAGAUACGUUUGCGCAGGGACGCGGGGUGGCGUGGGAUAAGAAGGGGACUGUGAAUGUGGAGAGGGGGAUUGAGGUUGUUGAUGUGAAGAAGUAUCUUGAGAUGAUGGAUUUCAAGGUUGGGGAGUAG
Fusarium graminearum PH-1 is the source of this 918-nucleotide messenger RNA. RefSeq lists its product as uncharacterized. The transcript has a single exon. The record is from RefSeq and is a predicted model, not a curated record. The coding region runs from base 1 to 918 and encodes 305 amino acids. Gene Ontology annotation, molecular function: oxidoreductase activity. Lineage: Eukaryota; Fungi; Ascomycota; Sordariomycetes; Hypocreales; Nectriaceae.